GGACACCAAUUGCUUGGAGGAUCAUCAUUCGAGAAACAACCAGCAAUAUGAAGAGUCGCCGUCAAGUUGUCAGUGCAAAGUCAGCGAGAACAUUGAGUGAGUCCGAUCAAUGGAGUACACAUGGUGCUCUGGAACUGGAGGCAGCUGCUGCAUUGCUAAUGCUUCGCUAUCAGUAUGAUGUCACCAAACUUGCCUCCGCCUGCACUGUGCCACAGAUGACACCACCAUCCCCAUCACCGCCACCACCACCAGCAGCUACAGAGAUGCCCAUUGCAACAACCGUUGCAGAAACCGACAAAUGCACACCCAAGGAGCAAGUGCGUAGUGUAGCAAUGGCUGACUCAUCACAGCCCCUCAAGAAACGCAGCAUUCCGCCUCAUUUGCUCCGGCGUUCCCUGACCCCGGCCAGAUCCCCGGCAGUUGGCAGCGGUGCUAUUACAAAAGCCAAGCUAAAGGUGCCCGCUGCCCCAUGUAACAAGGCGCUCUUAAAGUCGUGCCGCAAUAUGAUUCGAGAAUUUCUGGACAACCAGGAGCUGUUUUAAACUAAAGUACGAAGUACGGACUACGGAUUACG
Molecule: messenger RNA, 574 nt
Organism: Drosophila innubila
Lineage: Eukaryota; Metazoa; Arthropoda; Insecta; Diptera; Drosophilidae
Exons: 2
Coding region: 48-542 (164 amino acids)
Source: RefSeq, a predicted model, not a curated record